GUCCAAUCAGGAACAAGUAUAGUGGCGUCACUGAUCGCCCGCCAUUCUCUUCGACGCCAUCUUGAGCAUAUGAUCAUUGUGGUUGUUGUGAACCUCUGCACAAUUUUGUGUUUUUGAAUUCGACAAAUUACUUGAAUUUCAUCAAAAGCUAAAAAUGGCACGUACGAAGCAGACUGCACGUAAAUCAACUGGAGGUAAAGCUCCCCGUAAACAGUUGGCCACAAAGGCGGCCCGUAAAUCAGCACCUAGCACUGGUGGAGUAAAGAAGCCCCAUCGUUACCGUCCUGGUACCGUGGCUCUGCGAGAAAUCCGUCGUUAUCAGAAAUCGACUGAAUUGCUCAUUCGUAAGCUGCCAUUCCAACGGUUGGUCAGAGAAAUCGCCCAAGAUUUCAAAACUGAUCUGCGUUUCCAGUCUGCAGCUAUUGGUGCUCUGCAGGAAGCCAGUGAGGCCUACCUUGUGGGUCUCUUUGAAGACACCAACUUGUGCGCUAUCCAUGCUAAGCGUGUAACCAUCAUGCCUAAAGACAUUCAGCUGGCUCGGCGAAUUCGUGGAGAACGUGCUUAAGUUAGCUUUAGUGAACUUUAUCAUAAAUUAUUUGUAAUUCAAAUAGAAGAUAAUUCCAUAACAUUUUUUAUAAUGUCUCAUUUAAUUCAUAUUAACAUUGUAAUCGUUAUUGUAAGGAGGCAGCAGAACUGAUUUUUUUUAUAAAUGUGUUCUUUGGUAAGAUUGCUAUGCAUUUGCAUAGGAUGCUGUAAUUUAUGUUUGUGACUUAAGUUUCUUUGAUUUUAUUUCUAAAACAAUGCAGUGUCCCAUGUAAGGACAUAGUGUACUUUAGUGACUUGUGGUAUGAAUUAUGUCUAGGUAGGAUCAUUGUCAGCCACAUGUGUGAGAAUUCUGUACGUGGGAGUAUUUUCUGCACUUGAAAAUGUGUAUUGAUAAAUUGGUGUUAAAUAAAUAUAAUCUAGAAUA
Molecule: messenger RNA, 970 nt
Organism: Plodia interpunctella (Indianmeal moth)
Lineage: Eukaryota; Metazoa; Arthropoda; Insecta; Lepidoptera; Pyralidae
Product: histone H3.3A
Exons: 3
Coding region: 155-565 (136 amino acids)
Cellular component (GO): nucleosome; nucleus
Molecular function (GO): protein heterodimerization activity; structural constituent of chromatin; DNA binding
Source: RefSeq, a predicted model, not a curated record